Molecule: messenger RNA, 273 nt
Organism: Penicillium robsamsonii
Lineage: Eukaryota; Fungi; Ascomycota; Eurotiomycetes; Eurotiales; Aspergillaceae
Exons: 2
Coding region: 1-273 (90 amino acids)
Biological process (GO): protein phosphorylation
Molecular function (GO): ATP binding; protein kinase activity
Source: RefSeq, a predicted model, not a curated record
AUGGUGACACACUCCACACGGCGUGGGUUUCCUUUAUGGAAUGCUUCCUACAAACCACUAUAUUCUAUUCACGCACACGGUGAUCUCUGGCCUCAGAAUAUUAUGGUUAAAGAUAGUAAUGUGGUUGCUAUUAUUGACUGGGAGCUUCGUGGUAUCCUGAAUACUGGGAAUUUGCGAACUUUAUUUAGGGUUGGCAGAGUGAUUGGACGGACUAUGUGGUGCAGCCCUACCAGAAUAUUUUAUGCAACGGUUCCUGAUGGAGAAAGUUGUUGA